Messenger RNA from Iphiclides podalirius (scarce swallowtail), 345 nucleotides. NCBI's taxonomy places the organism in Eukaryota, Metazoa, Arthropoda, Insecta, Lepidoptera, Papilionidae. The record is from the annotation of a GenBank genome assembly.
AUGGAGGUGAAACUGACCACGUUGACCUUGCUGAUCUGCCUCCUCGGUCUGUCGGAGGGCGCUCAAAGAGGCAGCAUCAGAAUGGGGGACCUGACGGAAGGUUACCCGAUCCAUUUCGAGAUCCACGACAAGAUAGGUAUCCCAGGAAUGAAGAGGGACGAAGAUAUCGAAGUGAAAGCCGUGGGCGAAGAGGAGAUUACGUCCGUGCACAUCGCCGAUUUGGCUGGGAACGGCGAGAGCUCCGUCACGGGCGGCGGCGUCGGCGCCAACUACGUCAAGAUCCACCUGGCCGGCGCCAGGGGAGAGCCCUACAGGUUCCUGGUCGAAGUGCGCGCUGAGAAGUUU